AUAUCGACAGAUUAUAUGUAAUUAUUAAGAUAGGGCGGAUACUUGUCCCAUUUAGUUGAAUUAAAUCGGAAAAUUCGGAUAGGCUGGAUUAAAACCUUGUUUUCUACCAUACCGAAAGGAUUGCUUUAAUUUGUACUUUAUUUUCUAUAUAGUGAACGUGUUUGGUAACAUCAAUUUGUUACAUUCAGUAAAAUACAAGUGUAUGACUGGAUUUUUUUCUUGUAUUUUCUAACAAGAGUGCGAAAAGUAAACGAGGAACAAUGAUGCACCAUUUACCUCUUAGUUUUUACUACACACCGGAACAACUUAAGAAUUUCUACAAUUCUGAGCAGCUUAAAUUACUUUAUGGCAGUGAGCAUCUUAAGGCAGCUUAUGGACAAGAACAGUUGAAAGCUUUGUAUAAUCAUGAACAAUUAAAGACAUUAUGUAGCGCGGAGCAGCAGCUGAAAAAUUUGUGUAAUCAGGAGCAGCUAAAGUCACUACCCGGGAGUCCGGAAAGUAUAAAAGCUAUGCCAACAUCUCCACUACUGGCCGGAAGUCCUCCGUCAACUUCAGGAUCAUCUUUGUUCUCCAUUGAUAACAUACUCUCACAGAACCGUCCUCUUCUAGCGCAUAGACCAACACCAACAUAUCCGUACCCGUAUCCUCCAAUGCCGCAUCUUGCUCCAGAAAUGUUUGCCGCGGCAUAUCAUCCACUUCAAAGCUUUUUGAAUCCAAUGGAUCUAAUGCGAGCUGGUCAAAAACGAAAGCGUCGUCACAGGACUAUAUUCACAGAGGAACAACUGGAAGAAUUAGAAAAUACCUUCAACAAAACACACUACCCUGACGUGUUACUCCGCGAGGAACUUGCCAUGAAAGUUGACCUGAAGGAAGAGAGGGUUGAGGUCUGGUUUAAAAACAGACGAGCAAAGUGGCGCAAAACAAAACGCGAGGAAGAGGCAGCUAGGCGUUCUGAUGAUAUAAAAAGGAAGACCCAGCAGACGACAUCUGAAUCGUCUGUUAAAGACUCUUCUGAACGCGUAUGCGUUGACGUGUGUGACGACAAAGAAUCUGUGUCUGAUAAUGAACUAGGAGCCGCAUCAGAACUUUCUUAUUCCUCUAAAGAUAACAGAAAUGACAGUUUUUGUGAAAGCGAUGUUUCAUGUCCAUCUAGUCCAGUAAAUAUUACCUAUAACACCGUUUCCGGUGAUGAACAAGAACUUCCGCAUGAUCGGUCAAGGGAGGGUUCGUCAUGAUACCUCAGUGAAAUCUGUUGAUAUUUUAUUUAUUUGGCCAUAAGAUUAUUAAGCAGUAGGGUUUCUUGGCAUUCAAUGAUUAAAUGUGUCGGUUGGAGCGUCAGGCGGAAGUUGUUCAAAGUGCUGUGUCAGACGUAGACUUCAUGCAAGACUCCAUAAUAAGGCGAAGUCGAGGUGGAAACCCCGUUUCUUUAAUAACAUUCAGUCGGCGGUUUGUGAUAUGUAUAUAAGAGUAUAUAAUAUAGAAUUUGUGGGUUGCGAAUGUGUAAUGUUUUCUUUAUAUUAUUGUUUCAUUGAGAGGUCUGACUAACCGUGGAUAAUUGCAUAAUACUCAUUAAAAUAAAUUCAAGAAACAA
Ruditapes philippinarum (Manila clam) is the source of this 1591-nucleotide messenger RNA. RefSeq names its product homeobox protein OTX2-like. Gene Ontology annotation, molecular function: RNA polymerase II transcription regulatory region sequence-specific DNA binding; DNA-binding transcription factor activity, RNA polymerase II-specific. Lineage: Eukaryota; Metazoa; Mollusca; Bivalvia; Venerida; Veneridae. The coding region runs from base 261 to 1235 and encodes 324 amino acids. Gene Ontology annotation, biological process: regulation of transcription by RNA polymerase II. The record is from RefSeq and is a predicted model, not a curated record. The transcript is spliced from 3 exons.